AUGUCUCACUUUUUUGUUUGUGCUCAGGAGUUCGUGUCUAUUGCCGUAUUGGCCGUCGCUGCCUACGUCACCCUCGCCGGAGAAGUUAAGAGGGGCGAAAAUAUCAAGGCGCAUCGUGGUGUCCUGAAAACCGACCUUGCCGGUGCCAGAGGAGUCGGUUACGGAGCCAACCUUGGCACCGGGGGAGUCGGCUACGGAGGCGGCGUCGGUACUGGAGCAGGCUACGGUUCUGGAAUUGGUCCCGGAAUGAGUGUCGCGAACCCCGCUGUCGUCGGCGCUGGGCUAGCUUACCCUGGUCUUGUCACUGGUGGUCUCCCAAACCCCGGUCUUGUCGCUGCUAGUCUUGCCAACCAGGGCCUUGUCGGAGCUGGUCUAGGUGGUAUCGGUUUGGGUCACGGUGCUGGUCUCGGUCACGGAGUUGGCAUUGGCGGUGUUGGUUUGAACCACGGAUACGGAGCCGGGUAUGGUCAAAUGGCUGGAGGUGGCCUGGCUGGAUUCCAGAAGGGAGCUGUUGGGCACAACCAGGGAUCUGGCGUCUUUGCUGGCGGAAGCGCCCAGAAAAACGUGCAGUCCUACAACCACCAGUCCGGGUACAACUCCAACAGUGGCUUUUCUUCUAGCGACUCCAAUGUAUUCGGUGCUGGGCAGCAACAGGGCUCUUCUGGAUUCAGCGGUGGAGCCUUGGGUGGACAGACUGGCUAUGGACAGAGCGGUUUUGGAAAUGUCGCCACCAGUGGCGCUGGAGUUGGGGGACUUGGCUACGUGCCCCACUAA
Messenger RNA from Ixodes scapularis (black-legged tick), 774 nucleotides. Its product is annotated as glycine-rich cell wall structural protein 1-like. Lineage: Eukaryota; Metazoa; Arthropoda; Arachnida; Ixodida; Ixodidae. The transcript has a single exon. Bases 1 to 774 code for a protein of 257 amino acids. The record is from RefSeq and is a predicted model, not a curated record.